This is a messenger RNA of Manis pentadactyla (Chinese pangolin), 2585 nucleotides long. RefSeq names its product G protein-coupled receptor 132 (gene GPR132). Gene Ontology annotation, biological process: G1/S transition of mitotic cell cycle; negative regulation of G2/M transition of mitotic cell cycle; G protein-coupled receptor signaling pathway. The transcript is spliced from 3 exons. The coding region runs from base 190 to 1305 and encodes 371 amino acids. NCBI's taxonomy places the organism in Eukaryota, Metazoa, Chordata, Mammalia, Pholidota, Manidae. The record is from RefSeq and is a predicted model, not a curated record. Gene Ontology annotation, cellular component: membrane. Gene Ontology annotation, molecular function: G protein-coupled receptor activity.
AGAACACUUGGACCCCUGCGACUUCCUGAAAGCUCUCUGCUGGGCCUGCAGGAGGGAGUGCGAGGCCACCGCCAGGGAGGCCCCCGAGUCACCUUACACUCUCAGGAGACUUCCCAGGGGGACCAGCAGGACACAUGACGUGUACCCGGAAGUCCUCCGCGGAGCCAGCCUGCAGCGGGAGCGGCAGACAUGUCAGGAAACACCACCCUGGUGACCAGCCCCGGCCCCGGCGUGCCUCUCGCAAACUGCAGCGUAUCCUUUGAGGAGAGCAGAGUGUUCCUAGUGGUGGUGUACAGCGUGGUGUGCGCCGUGGGCCUGCCCACCAACUGCCUGACCGCCUGGUUGACGCUGCAGCAGGCGCUGCAGGGCCACGUGCUGGCUGUCUACCUGUUCUGCCUGGCGCUGUGCGAGCUGCUAUAUAGCAGCACCCUGCCUCUCUGGGUCAUUUACAUCCAGAACCAGCACCACUGGACCCUGGGCCCCUGGGCCUGCAAGGUGACCGCCUACAUCUUCUUUUGCAACCUCUACGUCAGCAUCCUGCUCUUGUGCUGCGUCUCCUGCGACCGCUUCCUGGCGGUGGUGUACACCCUGGAGAGCCGAGGCCGCCGCCACCAGAAGACCGCUGUCCUCGUCUCUGCGUGCGUCUUCGUUCUCGUCGCGCUUGUGCACUACCCGGUGUUCAACAUGCCCGACAGGGACACCUGCUAUGAGACGCUGCCGAUGGACGGCAGGACCGCCGGCUACUACUACGCGCGCUUCACCGUCGGGUUCGCCGUCCCUCUCUCCAUCAUCGCGUUCACCAACCAGCGCAUCCUCAGGAGCAUCAGGCUGAGCUCGGGCCUGGGUGCCGCCCAGAAGGCCAGGGUAAAGCGCUCGGCCAUCGCGGUGGUGGCCAUCUUCCUGGUCUGCUUCGCGCCCUACCAUCUGGUGCUCCUGGUCAGUGCUGUCGCCUUUUCCUACUACAGAGGAGACGCGGACUCCGUGUGCGCCUUCCAAGCCAGACUGCACACGGUCUCUGCCGUGUUCCUGUGCCUGUCCACGGUGAACAGCGUGGCUGACCCCAUCAUCUAUGUGCUGGCCACAGAGCAUUCACGGCAAAAAGUGUCCAGAAUCCACCAGCAGUGGAGAAGCUGGCCUGCAAGGACCGAAGGCACCAAGCUCACAUGUUUGAAGGACUCCGAAGAGGCACCGGUGGCCAUGUUGCUCCCAAAUGGCUACAGGCUCCCUAGGUCAGUCCACCCACCAGGGUCACAGCCGGGGGGCUCACGGUGCAUCCCGGAGGGGCUGAGUGAGGAAUCCUGCUGAGCCCAGGGCACUGCAGGGCGGGAUGUCCGGCACGGAGUCCGGGCCAGCAGCAGCUUUCCCAUGCACUGACACGGACAGCCUGUGCCUGUGGUGCUGGCCCUGGAGCCCCCUCUGGAAGACACACCUCUGAUGUCUCAUUCCUGGAGUCAUGCUCCCCGUGAGCCUCUGCCCAUGGGGGUCCCAGCCCCCUAGGCUUUCCCAUGGCAGGGAGCCCAGGAGAGCCUCUUAACUCCUGCCGGUUCUGGCUCCCUUGGCUACUAGCAAAUGGCAGGGCAGUUGGCAGAGGCCAUGUGUCUGCUUGGUGCUGCCAGCAGCUGGCACGUGCCAUGCACACCAUAGGUGCCCAGUCAGCAUCCAGGGUAAUGACUUCAUUUUCUGAGCUUUUCAGCAAGUGUUCUUGGAUGACAUCAUGGGGCCUUUGUGCUUCUGCCUUAGAACGUCCAAACCGUGUUCCUUCAAGCAGUAACUGGCCACCGUGGGAUAGCCCGGGGCCUGCAAAGGAGCAGGAGCCCAGCCCCAAGGGCCCUCGGCCGGGCUUGGCUGUGCCGACCAGGUCUGAAGCCGCAGGCUGCCACGGGCCGUUAGGGGAGCCGUGGGGCAGAGCGCAAGCUCCUCUGCCUUCCAGCAGGGCCACCCGCACGUCUACCGUAGGAGGCCCCGGGUGCCCACAGCUCCUACGCCCGUUGGCCAGAAAUGCUGGUGGGCACCCCAGGAAGGGGGACACGCCUGCCAUUAAGGCCCAGAGAAUGGCUGGAUGUCCUUCAUUGUCAGGGGAGAAGCUGGCAGGGGGCUUGGGACAGCAAAUCAGGGUCCAGCAGGUGACAACCCCGAGGCCUCUCCGAAUGGAACAUGGAACUGAGUCUGAUGCGCAGCUGUGGGGAAGUUGGCUCCCUGGAAAACGCACAGCUUAGCAUCAGAUCCUGGCUCAGCCCUUGGCAAGCCUUAUCUAGGCCAUGCCACAGCGCUGCCUCAGUUUCUCCGUCUGUAACAGGGCCAAUGACACCUACCUCAGCGGGUCAGUGUUGGGGCUGACCCACUACCUCUGCUUCAGGCAUUCACUUUACAGAGGCCAGCAGCCCAGCACCCCUCCCACAGAGGCCCAGGCACCCCAAGGCCCACGCCAGGCAUGGCACGUGUACAUGUCACGGACACUGUGCUGCCAUCAUGUGAUGAUGUCCUCGUGUCCCUAGGGUGGCCGUCAUUGUCCACCGUGAGAAGUGUGCACAAGACACACUUGGAAAAUAUGCUUAGAAAUAAAAACGAUUUUGUGUAUUUUUAUA